AUGGCUGGAGAAGUUAUUGUGGAUGCAUUACCAUAUAUUGACCAGGGUUAUGAUGAUCCAGGAGUCAGGGAAGCGGCCUUGGCCAUGGUAGAAGAGGAAUGUCGUAGAUAUAGACCUACUAAGAAUUAUCUGGAAAAUGCAGGACCAGAACCUAGCACAGCUUUUGAGACUCCAGCUUUACAGCGUGAGAUGGAACGCGUACAACAACGUUUACCUAUGGAACCACUAUCUAUGAAAAGAUAUGAAUUACCACCACCUCCAGCUGGUCGAUUAGGAGAACCUGCGGCUUGGACAGAAGCUGUCGAUAAUUCUCAUGCCCAACUCUCUCAUCAGGCGACAAGAGUCCUUAAUUUGGAGUUACAAUUACAAUAUAGUACAGAAGCUUGGAGGUCAUAUCUUAAUAUCCUUCAAGCUUUAGUGACAAGAUCCCAAAAUGUACAUACUCAGUUAAGAAAACAAAUAGCAGCAGUUAAUUGGGAGCGCAAGAGGUCCCAGACCGCGAGUGGUGCGCGGUUGCGAGCGUUGCGACGGCGCUGGGCUCAACUCGUGUCGGACAACUACCGGUUGGAACGCGCCAUAUUGCAGUUGGAAAUGCAGCUUGAAAAGGCUAAAGGUCAAGCGGCGACCGACGAUGAAGCGCCAGAGAUGGACAUGGAGGCGGUCAAGAACUUGCCCGACAAACUCAACUCGGAGACAGAAAAGGAGGUGCAAAAGAAAAUUGAAGAUAUGUUCGCCGAU
Molecule: messenger RNA, 738 nt
Organism: Brenthis ino (lesser marbled fritillary)
Lineage: Eukaryota; Metazoa; Arthropoda; Insecta; Lepidoptera; Nymphalidae
Source: the annotation of a GenBank genome assembly